CAGAAUCGUGUCUCUGUAUUUCUUCACGAAACACUCACUACUUAAAGAAACGGUCUUUGGUUUUAACCCAAGACUGUCUAUCUGUCUGUCUUUUUUGUGAUCAUCAUGUUUGGGCCGGCAAUAGGAAUGGGUAAAGCAUCCCAAUCAGAAAAUCAAUAUUCUUCCUUGUGUAUGAGUUAGACCUUGUAGAGAGAGAAACACACAUGGGAUGAGAGAGAAAGUUUGGAGAUAAGAAGAUGAUGAUGAUAGAAGAUAAUUAUGUCAAUGGUGAAUUUUAGGAGGAGGAGUAGUAGUGAGAUGGAUAGAUUGAUUGGCUUCUAAGACAAGGGUAAUCAAUAAAAGUAGCAAAAAGGGUAGUCUUUUCUCUUUGCUUUGUGUUGAUAUUUUGAGACUAGAAAUCAUUAGUUCCUGCCUUCCUCACCCACCCACUAGAGAGACAAAAGGGUGGUUAGUCAUCUAUUGGCACUAAUAACCACAACCCAACACACACAAGUUAUUCAUCUCUAAGAAUUGUGGUGUGGUGUGUGUGUUUUUGUGUGUGUUUGUGUGCACUGGAGUUGUGUUGUUGCAGCAAUGUUAGCCAUUAGGCUGCUCUGGUUUCUGGUCUGCUGUGCAGGAAUUCAUGUGAUCUCCGCCUAUACGGACUCUCGCGAUGCUGUGGUACUCCGCUCUUUAAAGGAUCAAUGGCAACACACACCACCAAGCUGGGAUAAGUCAGAUGACCCUUGUGGAAGAGCUUGGGAAGGAGUCAUGUGCAACAACUCAAGGGUGACUGCUCUGGGACUAUCAACAAUGGGACUCGUAGGUAAGCUAAGCGGUGGUGACAUUGGGGGGCUCACUGAAUUGAAAGUGUUGGACCUUUCAUUUAAUCGAGGCCUCACAGGUUCCCUCUCUCCCCGGUUAGGAGAUCUGACAAAUCUGAACAUAUUAAUCCUAGCAGGCUGUGGCUUCAGUGGUAAUAUCCCAAGUGAAUUGGGCAAUCUCGCGGAACUAACCUUUUUGGCUCUGAACUCAAACGGCUUCACUGGUGACAUACCACCUUCUCUGGGAAAACUCUCCAACCUCUACUGGCUAGACCUGGCAGAGAAUCAGUUGUCUGGAACUCUCCCUGUUUCAACUAUUACCGCGCCCGGCUUGGACCUCCUUAAAAAAGCCAAACACUUCCAUUUCAAUAAGAACCAGCUUUCAGGAAAAAUUCCACUCAGUCUUUUCAGCUCCGAUAUGGUACUAAUACACAUACUGUUCGAUGGAAAUCAAUUAAUUGGGAAUAUUCCACCUACAUUAGGACUUGUCCAGACUCUUGAGGUUCUUCGGCUCGAUAGAAAUUACCUGAAUGGGGAAGUACCAUCAAACUUGAACAACCUCACUAAUCUCAAUGAAUUGAAUUUAGCACACAAUAACCUGUCUGGACCAUUACCCGACUUAGCUGGGAUGAAUUCACUCAAUUAUGUGGAUUUAAGCAACAACUCCUUUGUUCAAUCAGAAGCUCCAGCUUGGUUCUCAACCUUACAAUCCCUCACCACUCUGGUUAUAGAAUAUGGGUCACUUCAGGGGCUUCUGCCACCAAAGCUUUUCAGUUUCCCACAGAUACAACAAGUUAAACUGAGGAACAAUGCAUUCAAUGAUACACUGAACAUGGGUAACAGCAUAAGUGAGCAACUGCAACUUGUUGAUCUGCAGAAUAACGAGAUAUCUAAAGUGACACUGGAUUCUGGAUACAAAAAUACAUUAAUACUUGUCAAUAAUCCAGUGUGCUCGACUGGUAUCAAGAAUACAGAUUACUGCCAGAUUCAGGCGCAAAACACACAGACUUAUUCUACCAGCGUAGCAAAUUGCAGGGGAAAAUCAUGUCCCUCGGAUCAGAAGCUCAACCCUCAGAGCUGUUUUUGUGCUUUUCCAUUAGAAGGGACAUUGUUUUUCAGAGCGCCCUCCUUCAGGGAGUUGUCUAAUGCCAAUAUAUUCCACUCUCUAGAAAUGACACUCUGGGAGAAAUUAAACCUCACUCCUGGUUCAGUUGCUCUGGACAACCCCUUCUUCAAUAUUGAUGACUAUCUUCAGGUGCAGUUGGGACUCUUUCCAUCCUCAGGAAAAUAUUUUAAUAGGACUGAGGUACAGAGGAUUGGGUUUGAUUUGAGUAAUCAAACUUUCAAACCUCCUCCAGAGUUUGGACCCUACUAUUUUAUCGCAUCUCCUUAUGUUUUCCCAGUUGGAGGACAUUCUAUUAGCACAAGUGUAAUUGUUGGGAUAGCAAUUGGCUGUGCUUUACUGGUCCUGGUUCUUAUCGGACUAGGAAUAUAUGCUGUUCGGCAAAAGAAACGUGCUGAAAGAGCUAUUGGAUUAAGUAAACCAUUUGCAUCUUGGGCUCCAAGUGGGAAAGACAGUGGUGGGGCACCACAACUAAAGGGAGCUAGAUGGUUCUCUUAUGAUGAACUCAAGAAGUGCACGAGUCAUUUCUCUGACAGUAAUGAGAUUGGUUCUGGAGGCUAUGGCAAGGUCUAUAGAGGGGCUCUGCUUGGAGGACAAUUGGUAGCUAUCAAAAGAGCUCAGCAAGGUUCCAUGCAAGGUGGGGUUGAGUUCAAGACUGAAAUCGAGUUGCUUUCACGAGUUCAUCACAAGAACCUUGUUGGCCUUGUGGGUUUCUGUUUUGAACAAGGAGAACAAAUGUUGGUAUACGAGUUUAUGCCUAAUGGAACACUAAGGGAGAGCUUGUCAGGGAAAUCCGGUAUUCAUCUAGAUUGGAAGAGGAGACUUCGCAUUGCUCUUGGUUCAGCCAGAGGAUUAGCUUACCUUCAUGAUCUUGCCGACCCCCCUAUAAUUCACAGAGAUGUCAAGUCCACUAAUAUUCUGCUGGAUGAACACCUAACGGCAAAGGUUGCCGAUUUUGGCUUGUCUAAGCUAGUGUCAGACAGCACAAAAGGGCAUGUUUCAACUCAAGUUAAAGGCACACUGGGUUAUCUGGAUCCCGAGUACUACAUGACACAACAAUUGACUGACAAGAGCGACGUGUACAGCUUCGGUGUAGUGAUGCUUGAACUGAUAACUGCUAGGCAACCAAUCGAGAAGGGAAAGUACAUCGUCCGCGAGGUGAGACUGGUAAUGGACAGGACUGACGAAGAGCACUACGGGUUGAGGGAGAUAAUGGAUCCAUCCCUUAGAAGCACCACAUAUCUUGUCGGGUUCGGGAGGUUCCUGGACUUGGCAAUGCAAUGUGUGGAAGAAUCAGCUCCGGACCGUCCAACAAUGAGUGAAAUAGUGAAGACACUAGAGACCAUUCUACAAAAUGAUGGGCUGAACACAAACUCAACAUCAGCAUCCUCAUCUGCCACUGAAUUUAACUCUGCUAAGGGUGGUGCUCCUCGACAUCCUUACAAUGAGUCAACUCUGCCUAAAAAGGAUGUCAAUGGCAAUGGCAAUGCCAAUGAUAGUGAUGCCUUUGAGUACAGUGGUGGAUACACUCUUUCCGCAAAAGUGGAACCCAAGUAGCAUAUAUAAAUAUAUAUUAUAUGAUGUUUUGUAGGUUUUCCUUUUUGACAUUUUUGAAUUGUUUUCUUGGAGAAUUUGGUGACUAUAUGGUACAAAGACGAUUACAAAGUUUGAUUGUCCGUAAAAUGUGGGAAAAUUAUUAGUAAAAAGCGUGAAUUUGGUUA
Messenger RNA from Cornus florida, 3647 nucleotides. RefSeq names its product leucine-rich repeat receptor protein kinase HPCA1. Gene Ontology annotation, biological process: protein phosphorylation. NCBI's taxonomy places the organism in Eukaryota, Viridiplantae, Streptophyta, Magnoliopsida, Cornales, Cornaceae. The transcript has 19 exons. Gene Ontology annotation, molecular function: protein kinase activity; ATP binding; protein binding. The record is from RefSeq and is a predicted model, not a curated record. The coding region runs from base 574 to 3483 and encodes 969 amino acids.